GGCAUUAAAUGUUGAGUAACUAGUGUAAAAGCACAAAUUGGAAAAUCAAUAUAAAAAUGAUCAAUUCCUGUCAUUUUAUGUUUAGACUAGAACAAGUUGUAUAUAAUAUGUUGGUAUAAUAUUUACUUGCCAGAAGUUGUAUAUGUAUGAUUCGUUAAUAGUGAUAUUAUCCAUCGUAUAAAAGGGUUGAAGUGAAACAUGUCUUCUAGGCGAAGCUAUGGAGGAGGCUCCAGACUCAGUUGCCCAAAUCACCCUAAUACAAUGCUAACUGAAGACUAUAGAGCUGGUGACAUGAUAUGCCCAGAAUGUGGGUUGGUUGUUGGUGACCGUGUAAUUGAUGUUGGAAGUGAAUGGCGAACAUUUAGCAAUGAAGCCAAUGGUACCGACAGGUCACGUGUUGGUGGUGGCGAGAACCCUUUUCUUGAUGGAACUGAUCUAUCAACUAUGGUUGGCUCAGACAGAGCAAGUGGAUCUGGUUUGGAUUUGCAAGGUUAUUCUCGAUACCAGAACCGAAGUGGAAUAAGCGGAUCCGACAGAAGCCUGCUAAACGCAAUUCGUGAGAUUGGUACCAUGGCUUCAAGAAUCAACUUACCAAAAACAAUUGUCGAUCGAGCCAAUCAACUGUUCAAACAGGUCCACGAUCAGAAGAGUUUGAAAGGGCGAAGUAAUGAUGCUAUUGCUUCUGCCUGCCUGUACAUUGCAUGUCGACAGGAGGGAGUACCUAGAACAUUCAAAGAAAUAUGCGCCAUUAGCAAAAUACCGAAAAAGGAAAUCGGUCGCUGCUUCAAACUGAUAUUGCGAACGCUCGAAGCUAGUGUAGAUUUGAUCACGUCUGAAGAUUUCAUGUCCCGAUUCUGUUCGAAUCUCAUGCUCAAGCCGGCUGUUCAAAGAGCUGCAACUUACAUCGCAAAAAAAGCUGUCGAGUUAGAUUUAGUGCCAGGCCGAAGUCCUGUCUCUGUCGCAGCUGCUGCCAUUUACUUGUCCUCGCAGGCUUCAGAAGACAAAAAGACACAAAAAGAUAUUGGCGACAUCGCUGGAGUGGCAGAUGUUACAAUUCGACAGUCGUAUCGCAGCUUAAUCGCGCGUGCAGCAGACUUGUUCCCGCCUGACUUUGUGUUUCACACGCCGAUUGACAGACUACCGGUAAGCUAGUGGCGAUAGCUUGGUAUCAAUCUCUUCAGUUUCUUCGUUUGAUUCUGCGCUGCCGACUCCUUGACAGAUAUCAUGCGAAAUUAAUUUGGAGACCGUAUAACAACUAUAUUGUUAAAGGUUCCAUUAAACUCCUUUUCUUCGUUCGUUAUAUUUAUUCAGUUUUUAGCAGAUGAACAUUGCAUUAGCUGUAAUUUGUCAAUGUUUUAAAUACAUACAUAAUGCACUA
Molecule: messenger RNA, 1378 nt
Organism: Hydractinia symbiolongicarpus
Lineage: Eukaryota; Metazoa; Cnidaria; Hydrozoa; Anthoathecata; Hydractiniidae
Product: transcription initiation factor IIB-like
Exons: 10
Coding region: 199-1152 (317 amino acids)
Biological process (GO): transcription preinitiation complex assembly; transcription initiation at RNA polymerase II promoter
Cellular component (GO): nucleus; transcription preinitiation complex
Molecular function (GO): TBP-class protein binding; RNA polymerase II general transcription initiation factor activity
Source: RefSeq, a predicted model, not a curated record